Caretta caretta (loggerhead turtle) is the source of this 6221-nucleotide messenger RNA. The record is from RefSeq and is a predicted model, not a curated record. NCBI's taxonomy places the organism in Eukaryota, Metazoa, Chordata, Testudines, Cheloniidae.
CCACCGUGCUCACCGCGCCUGCGCCGCGGCUGCCGGAGCCAGGGCUCUCCUCUCUUGCGCUCCGGAGUCCGCAGAUCUUUUGUCUGAGGCUGGGCAGCGGCGGCUGCGGCCCGGAUCGCUCCCGGCCCGCGAAGAAGGAGCCGGGGAGCCCGUGCGGAGCAUCGGAUCCCAGGCGCCGGGCCAUUCUAGGGGUGACCCUAGCACCGCUGGCUCCUGUAUACAAACAAAUGGGGGGAGGAAGGCAACUCUUAAGGAUAAAGACAUGGAGACAAUAGGAAAGUUUGAGUUCAGCAGGAAAGACCUGAUCGGACAUGGAGCUUUUGCUGUUGUUUUCAAAGGGAGACACAAAGAGAAACCUGGGCUGGAGGUAGCUGUGAAGUGUAUUAACAAGAAAAACCUUGCAAAAUCUCAAACUCUGCUGGGGAAGGAAAUCAAAAUACUUAAGGAACUGAAACAUGAAAAUAUCGUUGCCUUGUAUGACUUCCAGGAACUGGCAAACUCUGUCUACUUGGUUAUGGAGUACUGCAAUGGUGGUGACCUGGCUGAUUACCUGCACACUAUGCGGACGCUUAGCGAAGAUACCAUCAGGCUCUUUCUCCAGCAGAUAGCAGGUGCCAUGAAAAUGCUACACAGCAAAGGUAUCAUCCAUCGGGAUUUGAAACCACAGAAUAUCCUCCUUUCUUAUGCUGGAGGCAAGAAGUCAAAUCCUAACAACAUUCGUAUAAAGAUUGCUGAUUUUGGAUUUGCCCGGUACCUGCAAAGCAACAUGAUGGCAGCAACACUGUGUGGUUCACCUAUGUACAUGGCCCCAGAAGUCAUUAUGUCCCAACACUAUGAUGCUAAAGCUGACCUUUGGAGUAUAGGAACCAUCAUUUACCAGUGUCUGACAGGAAAGGCUCCCUUCCAGGCCAGCAGCCCUCAAGAUCUUCGUCUCUUCUAUGAGAAAAACAAGAUGCUGAUGCCCAACAUCCCCAGAGAGACAUCCAGCCACCUGAGGCAGCUGCUACUGGGUCUUCUGCAGCGCAAUCAUAAGGACCGCAUGGACUUUGAUGAGUUUUUCCAUCACCCUUUCUUGGAUGCAAGUGCCUCUAUGAAAAAAUCUGCUUCUGUGCCAAUGCCUUCUUAUCCGAGCUCAGGCUCUGGUAGUUCCUCCAGCACCUCUUCCACUUCCCACCCGGCCUCACCUCCCCAGUCCAUAGGAGAGAUGCAGCAGCUGCGGGAGAAGGCUCUGGUGUCUCCUGCCCAGGGUUCCCCUGGUUUUCUGCAUGGGUCUAAGGACUCCGCUGAAAGCAGCAGCAAGAAUUCCUCCUGUGACACUGACGACUUUGUUAUGGUCCCAGCACAGUUCGCAAGUGAUCUAACUGCUGAGGCAGCAGGAGGGAAACCCGUCCAGGACAGCCUGAUGUACAGCGAGAGUUCUCUGGUGACUUCAGCCGGCGUGGAGAGCCAGGCAAGGACCCCAUCCCCUUCGCCCCCAUACAGCACUUCUCCCAGCCCGGCAGGCCGGCAAGGCCAGUUUUCCAGCAGCAAGUACGAGCACUCUGUCCCCAUCCCGGUCCCAACGCAAAUCCACAACUACCGGCGGAUCGAACAGAACCUACAGUCUCCCAAUCAACAUGCUUUGCCACAGUCUGGCACAGUCCGAAGAUCAAGCAGUACAAGCCCUCUUGGGUUUGCUAAAAUCGGUGCUUCCCCUCCUUUCUCUGGAGAGCAUGGAGCUGUGCCAUCCCCCAGACGGUUCUCCUUCGGCGGUGCUAAGCCUUACACACCAUCCCCGCAAGUUGGAACAAUUCCAGAGCAGCCCGGCCAGACUGUUUUCUUCUCCCCACCUGGAGCAGAAAUGAGAAGCAGGAUCCCCAUGCCUGGUGCCUCAGUGCCUGACCACUCUUCCCGAGGGAUGGGCUGCCGGCUUCACAGCGCUCCCAACCUGUCAGACUUGCAUUCCUGCAGGCAGAAGAUUACCAAGCAGCACUCUGACCCUCUAGUUGCUCACUUUGGCCACGCUCCGGUCAGUCAGCCCCUGCAGGUUCAUGGCUUGCAGCCCUGCCGACAGCUGAGGUCCUCACCAAAGCUGUCUGAAUUCAUGCAGAGAAGUCCCUUGCCAACUAUCUUGGGCUCCCCUACAAAGGCUAUGUCCCCUUUUGAGUUCCCCAAAACCCCCAGCUCCCAGAACCUGCUCACGCUCUUGGCCCAGCAGGGAGUCAUGAUGACCCCGACACGGAACAAGACUCUGCCAGACCUGAAGGAGAUGGGGCACUUCCAUUGCCAACAGGCUGGCCUGGGCUUGAGGCCUGUGGAAGAGAUUAAGGGCAGAUCUCUGAGCACCGGCCGCCUCACUGACCUGCUUCUCAAGGCUGCCUUUGGGGCUCAGAUCUCAGAAGCUGGCAGCAACGACAGCCUGAACAAUGAGAAGCCAAUGGAGAUCACAGCUCCGUCUGCUGCUUAUGGAGGAAACCUAUACUGUGGGGCUAGAGCUGGGGGCUCUGUGAGCCCUUCCCCAGUGAUCUUCACGGUUGGAUCCCCUCCAAGUGGGACAACACCACCACAAACCACUAGGACCAGGAUGUUUUCAGUGGGUUCUUCAAGUUCUCUGAGUUCAGGAGGCUCAUUCAGUGGCAGACCCUUGCUAGUGGGAGCUGGUGGGGAUGCCAUGGAAGCUCUGUCUAGUCUCCGGUACACUCUUGUGGAUCCCAUUGCGGCUAAUCUGGAAGGGGCAGUUACAUUUGAGGCACCAGAACUGCCUGAGGAGACGCUCAUGGAGCAAGAGCACACGGACACCCUGCGCAGCUUGCGCUUCAUGCUUGCCUUCGUCCACUACGUGCUGGAAAUCGCCACCAUCAAAGGGAGCACCAGCGAGAUGAGCAGCUCGGUGGCCUCCGAGUACCAGCUUCAGGAGAGUGUGGUGGCUGACCAGAUCAGCCUUCUCAGCAGGGAAUGGAGCUAUGCAGAGCAGCUGGUACUGUACCUGAAAGUAGCAGAGCUGCUGUCCUCGGGCCUGCAGACAGCCAUAGAACAGAUCAAGGCAGGCAAGCUGUGCCUCUCCUCCACUGUCAAACAAGUUGUGAAGAAGCUGAACGAACUUUAUAAAUCCAGCGUGUCAGCCUGCCACUCUCUGAACAUGAGACUCCAGAGAUUCUUCUUGGAUAAACAGAAGCUCAUGGAUCGGAUCAACAGCAUCACAGCAGAGAAGCUCAUUUUCAGCUAUGCCGUGCAGAUGGUAAGAUGUGUAUCGAACGCCGGUUGUCGGCUCUGUUAUCGGGGAUCUGUGCGUGAUUUUAAAAGUGCUGCUUGCCACGAAUCUCACGCCAGCCAAUCGCCUUCGGUUUCCGAUCGCCUGCUGCAGUGGUGGAGAAGGAGCCUGGCUGUGGGAAACCUGCAAGACACACUGCUUGAUCUUAUUUGUAGUAGUCAGGAAGGUUUUCCGCAGUAGGGAUUUGGAUUCUCUUUUGGGGGACAUAUGACAGCAGCGAUUGCAAGCACUUCCCCACCGUAUAGACCGGGGGAAGACGUAGGAGAGAUGCGGGUUUUUCCCUCUCUUGGUGGAGGGGGCGAAGGAGAGAAUUCCCUUCCUCCCACUUCCACUUCAAAGGACAAGGCUGCUGCCUUGCCCUCCUGCUCAGAGCUGGAGUAUUUUAGUGCUGCAUCCAUUGCUGGCAGUGGAUGUGCUGAAACCGUUAGCAGGAACUUUCAGGUGGACUGUUCAGUGAAUUGAGAAGGGUAGAAUUCAAGGCCAGUUGCAUACUUUCCCCGUCCCCACUGAUAGCCAAGCACUCAGGAACUUGCUGUUGACCUGCAGCUGCUCCUUUCCCCUGCCCCAUCUCCAUUCUCGCCCUUCUUGUAUAUGUCAUGCCACAGAGCACUUCCUGUGUGGGGGAGAGGAGUACCGUGGGGAAGCUGGAUCUCUUUUCCUGGAGCGUUGCUGAAGACAGCUGCAACCUUCCGAAAGACUUCCUGAGCAAUGCUGGAACAGCAUUGCCACUGAGGAGGCUCCCUUGUACCAAGCAUGAGGAGGCAGGUCACAUCCCUACCUGGACGGGGAGCAACAAAGGACAAGAAAGUUGUGUAUAUAUAUUUAAAAACAACUCUAGCGUUACAAGAAGCCCCGAUGGUUUUUCCCCCAUUGGGGUCAGUAUCCUAAACCCUUGACUGCACAGCUUGACCCAUCAGUACAUAUCCACGCCCAUGCUGUCCUACUUUCAGCUGUUGGUUAGAUAACCCUUUCCCCCACUGCCCCCCAAAAACACUAACUUUGUGAAUCAAAGAAGCACUUUACACACUAUGGGAACUUUGACAAGUUGCCUUUGCAUCACACGGUGGCCCCGGAACUUCACGACUGCUGGGAAUGCUGUUCUUUUGUUCCUCGUUGUUCUUUUGCACUACGUUUGUGUGUCUAUAUUAAUACAUAUUCCUCAAGGAGAAUAUGUAUCGAUAUAUCGAGUGUGUGUCACUGUGUGUAUUUAACUGUACUGUAUCUUGUGCAUGAGCAGCAAACAGCAGCCCCCGGUCCAUGUGCUGUUCCCCUCCGUGCCAGGCAAAGCUGACUUGAAAUCCAGCAGUACCAAGAGGCUUUUUUUAUUUAAAUGUUCUUUUUAAGGACCGUCCGUACAAAGCUCCAUGGUUUUUAAGAGCUCAAGAACAGACAUUGAGAUCUUACAUAUUUACAACCGAAAAUGCAUUUUUUAUUGUUUUGCUGCUUAAUUUUUAUAAAACCAACCAACCAGCCCGUUUAGUGUUCAGUUACCUUCAGCAUUUCUUUUUCAGAGACUGUGUAGCCAGACCAGGCCUGUGGGUGUGGGCGGUUGAAGACUUGUUGAGGCUUGGAUGCUGCGAGUGUGUGCGUGUGUGGGGCGGGAAACUGGCUGCCUGUGUGUGUGUGUUUUAACUUAUCAGAGUCAUGGCAGUAUUUGCUUAGCGCUGAGUGGAAAAAGUAACCUCCAUGGGCGAAAUGCGAACCUGGGGCUUAGCUUUUGGGAUCCAAUAACAUUUUGCGCAUGGUGGUUAAAUCUUCAUUACUUCUCUCUCUCUCUCUCUCUCUCUGCCACUGUAAUUUUUUGCACGUUUUUGUAUGACACUCUUUGGACAAAAUAUUAUGCAAGGAACAACUCUGACGUGUGAACCAGCUUCAUCUGUGGCAAGAUGGACGCUUCUGGUGGCAGAACACAAAAGCAAAGAAACCCCCGUCCCUCUCCAGGGGAGUUUGAUUACAUAAUGUGUCGCUUCAGCAUCAGGCCUUCAUUGCUUCAUUCAUUCACAGCUUGCUGUUGCUGUGGCUCCGUGUGCCUACGCCUAAAAUAAAAACAAACCUGCGGUUGGAGAUGUUAAGCAAGAAGCAGACCACUUCGGAAAGGAUCGCCACCAGUCCUGCCAUAGGCAAUUCUACAAGUGCAAUACGUUAACCUGGAUGCAGCGUGGAAACAGCAAGCCAGAACAAACUUCCCAGCAGACACCUGCUUUUCACACUGAAUGCCAACCCCCCCAAACUUAAUAGCUUAUUGCCAAGUAUUAGUCAGUUGCAUCCCAGGAUUUGUGUUUAUGCCACAGGUGUACCGAUCCGUGGAUACGGCAAGCUCAGCACUAACCUUCCAGCUGUACUUAAUUACUUGAAUGUAUCAAUUUUUGUCCACAUUCAACGUAUAUAAAUAUAUAUUGCUCCAAAAAAAAGUGGUUUACAGAUCUUCAACCAAUAUAUAAAUAAAUAUAUAUAUGUAUGUGUGUGUGUGUGUGUGUGUACAUAUUAUAUAUAUUUUCUCAAUACUUGAAACUUAGCCACUGUGCUUGGAUUUAAAAAAUAAACAACAAGAGAAAGACAAAACAAAGAAGACAGAUGAUUUCUUUUGCCAUCACUUUGGUGACUCUAUUUGUUAUCUAAAUGCAUGUAGCGUGAAACCAACUUUUUUUGGGGUAAAAAUAGUAUUUAUUGCUUUGUAGACAAUAAGGAAUGCAAAAAAGAAGAAAAUUUGAAGUUACUAGUGUAGUCUAUUCACUAUCGUUAUGGGUUUGUUACUUGUUGCAGCGUUUGUAUGUAGUGUCUUAACUAGAUUUCAAGAAACCUCAAUCUAAUAACACGUAUCUUCAGGUUUGUGAGAAAGUGUAUGAUGAUCUUCUUUAUAAGGUAAUGCUUGAUUGUCAACUUUUUUUUUAAUUUGUGUUUUGUGUGACUUUUUUUUGGCUUUAAAUUGUAAAACACUGAUUUAAGAAAAUAAAACUGAUUUGAAAUUGUC